AUGAUGGACAUAGAGUCUCCCAACUAUAUGCGAAAUCCUACUCCCCUCCAAAGCCAGCAAACACCCAGAACAAUGGUCAUUGAAGCACAAUCACCUCCUCUUCCUGCGAGACCUCUGACCAUAGAACCUCCUCGGUCAUUGUCUAUGGACACUCCAAGCAGUAGACAGCUUUCUGUAGAUCCUCCACUAACCCCACAAUCCCUCACUGCCACAGCACGGCCAGUUACACUUGAAUCUCAGACACAGCCGAUCAUCAUGAGACCAAUGCCACUUGCACAGACCCCUUCGCCACCUGCACCUACAGGAUCACCUGUCUCAGAGCCCCUUAAUCUCCAUGACCCCAGGCCAAUCACACCUGAGGCUUCACCUCCAGACAACUCUUCUAGUCAUUGUGUACCUGAUGAUAUAACCAUGGGUUCACCUCAUGAGUUAUCACAUGAGUUAGCCCAUGAGUUAUCCCAUGAGUUAACCCAUGAACUACCCCAUGAUUUACCCCAUGAAUUACCCCAACAACCACUGCAGCAGCAACUGCCACUGCCACCAUCUAGCGAUAAUAAUGGUCAUCCAAGUUCCAUUUGCACCCCACCAGUUCCUGAAACACCAUCUUCAGACCAACCACCUGACCAACAUCCGAUUGAGAAUGGUUCAUCGUCCCUUUCGGUUCCAAGUCCGAGCUCUGCUGAUGAUGACAUAGAGAUGAAGAACAGUCCCAGUAUCCUGUUACAGUCUGCUGACAAACAUAAAUCACGACGGAAACGUUCCUUAGAAGAUAUCAUCAGUAAAAUCCGAGACAGUAGCUAUCCUGGCAAGGAGAACGAAGACCUCCUGCAUCAUGUUAAAGAGGGUCGCUUUUUUGCUGAAGAAGGGGAGGAGCUGAUGCAACAUAUCAAGGAAAAUAGCAGUCUGAGCAGUGAAGAAAGUGAAGAAGAUCCUGUGAAUGAAUCCUUAACUAUUGAUAUGAAGACUGUUGAAGAAGAAGAUAACAAAUCUUUGGCCGAUGACAGCAGACAAAUGAUUCCUAUGUCCACAUGCUUUCCAGAAAAGAAGGAUCAUGAGUUACACCCCCCUCUCAACAUUCCAGAGCAUGCAAAAAUCACUCACAAUGCAAUUGAUCUCUUGGCUUCCAAUAGUGGUGAUACUGCUUUUCCACACCCUGCUUUGAUGCCUUCAAAGUUGAAUGGGUGGUUACACUCCCCUUUCAAUGGUCUUGGUCCGCUUCCCUUUCCAACUCAUCCUAUGGACCGCAAUUUGGCAGCUCGAUACCUUCCAGUCUUUGCUAACAAAUUUAGCAGUCCAACUGAAGGAGAGAAGGACUACCUUAAAUGUCAGUACUGUGAGAGAACAUUCCGUCGACAAAAGAACUUAGAAAAUCACAUUGAAAAUACCCAUCAUGGGAAAGGACCAAAUAACACCAAACGAAAGUCGGGAGACUCUGUGCAAGGGGAUAUGUACUUUAAAUGCACACAUUGUCCUUACACAACCAAACAUCAAAGCAAUCUUUAUGUCCAUCUGCGGAUUCACACGGGUGAACGUCCCUAUAUUUGUGGUGCUUGUGGAGUACAGUAUAGCCAAAGCCAUAGCCUGAAGAGUCACAUAACCAAUAAACAUGAGGGCAGAAUGGGUUACUACAUCAAAGAAAAACGACACCGGGCACACAGGGGAGUAGGUUACAUGACCGCUUCAGUCCCAGGUACUGAUUUGGCCAUGUUUAAACUGCCACCACCCACAUCCGUUCUGAACCAAAGCUUAACUGCUGGUCUUGACUUAUCUAACAAGUUCACUGAGCCUUUAAAGGCUUCUUUCCUUGACAACACUCUGAAUCAAUUGAAAUCUAGUCCACAGCAACAUCACCUUCUCAACGGCCACUCUUCGCCCCACUGUGCUGAUCUCCUACAAAAUCCUUGCCCACCUACGGGCCCAGGCUUUCCCCCUGCACAUCAUCACGGAACUCUUCAAUACCAAGCAUCAAGAGGAACUGUCAAGAUGGAGCCGUUGGAUAAUGGCUCCAACCAGGCCAUGGAUCUUAGCAUACGGUCAUCACGUAAUGGCCACGGUCCUACAAAUGGUCACAGCCAGCAGUGUUCUGACGUGAAUGGUCUAGAUGACUGCAAGCAUGCUGAGAAGUUGAAGACACUGCGCGGCAACGUGGUCCGUAUGCUUGCUAUUCUAGUUCCGAACUUGGAUUUUGAAGAGAAGGGGAUAAGUGCAGAGGGUGAUUCCGUGGACGAGCUUCUCCAGGAUGUUAUUGAAAGCAAUUCACCUGAAGAUGACGCUGCAGAAUAG
Acanthosepion pharaonis is the source of this 2283-nucleotide messenger RNA. The record is from the annotation of a GenBank genome assembly. NCBI's taxonomy places the organism in Eukaryota, Metazoa, Mollusca, Cephalopoda, Sepiida, Sepiidae.